CUGAUUACAUUAAUUGGUCCCAUCUGUCAGGGGAUCAGCCUCUUAUUGCUGCCAAACCCAGCCUUUCAUGCUUUGAUUCUGGAGGCUAACCUGGACAGAACGCUGAAUCGCAUUAACGGAGUUGCGUCAGGGAAAGUCAUGCCAUAAGAUCACAGGAGCUGGGGUGAAAUCAAAAGGGAAGUGCUUUGAUGCCAUAACUAAAUUGCUUUACUCAAACCAUACUGCAGUGUUUUAAAGAUUCCUUAAUAGCACUCCAUCUGACCGCAGUGUUGGGAAGCACAUCUUAAAAAGAACCUGCAGAACACAAAGAAGCUCUACCUAUAUGAGAAGAGGAGCACAGAGGAGAGAGUCAAGCAGCGAGGAAUCUUCUCUCGUUCCAACACAACACUUCACCCGCGGUGACCAGAUACUUUGCUGAAAGCUCCAGUUCCCCCAGUGGUGUUCAGCUGUUGCCCUGCUCCCCCUCCCCCCCCGUCCCCUUCACCUCUGCCUCUGCCCUCUGCCACCAUGAGGUCUGUGAGCCUUGGUUGGCUGCUGGCCCUGGGCCUUAUGCUGACCAAGCUGUCGUCCUCGAGCGCCUUCACCACGCGGGGUCAGGGCCUUCGCGGCCGAGUCCAGCGCGACCGCCGCAACAUCCGGCCCAACAUUAUCCUCAUCAUGACCGACGACCAGGAUGUGGAGCUCGGCUCCUUGCAGGUGAUGAACAAAACGCGCAAGAUCAUGGAGGACGGCGGGACGACCUUCACCAACGCCUUUGUGUCCACACCCAUGUGCUGCCCGUCGCGCUCCUCCAUGCUGACGGGGAAGUACGUGCACAACCACAACACCUACACCAACAACGAGAACUGCUCCUCGCCCUCGUGGCAGGCCCAGCACGAGCCGCGCUCCUUCGCCGUCUACCUCAACAACACGGGCUACCGCACUGGCUUCUUCGGGAAGUACCUCAACGAGUACAACGGCAGCUACAUCCCGCCUGGGUGGCGAGAGUGGGUGGGGCUGAUCAAAAAUUCCCGUUUCUAUAAUUACACCGUUUGUCGGAAUGGCUACAAGGAAAAGCACGGGGCAGAUUAUGCCAAGGACUACUUCACGGACUUGAUCACUAAUGACAGCAUCAACUUCUUCCGGAUGUCUAAGCGCAUGUACCCUCAUCGGCCGGUGAUGAUGGUGAUCAGCCAUGCGGCACCCCACGGACCUGAGGACUCUGCUCCACAGUACUCUGAGUUCUUCCCCAACGCUUCGCAGCACAUCACCCCCAGCUACAACUACGCGCCCAACAUGGACAAGCACUGGAUCAUGCAGUACACCGGCCCCAUGAGGCCCAUCCACAUGGAGUUCACCAACUUCCUGCACAGGAAGAGACUGCAGACCCUCAUGUCUGUGGAUGACUCCGUAGAAAAGAUCUACGAGGCGCUGGUGGAGACUGGCGAGCUGGACAACACUUACAUUAUCUACACAGCUGAUCAUGGCUACCACAUCGGGCAGUUUGGGCUGGUUAAGGGGAAAUCGAUGCCUUAUGACUUUGACAUCCGAGUGCCUUUCUUUGUGAGAGGGCCGAAUGUAGAACGGGGAGCAGUAAAUCCCCAUAUGGUGCUGAAUAUAGAUUUAGCCCCAACUAUCCUGGACAUCGCUGGACUGGACACCCCCUCUGACAUGGAUGGGAAAUCCAUUUUGAAACUUCUGGAACAAGAGAAAACUGGAAACAGAUUCAAACCAAACCGGAAACCAAAAGUGUGGAGGGACACAUUCCUGGUGGAGAGAGGUAAAAUCCUGCGUAAGAAGGAGGACGGUGGUGGUAGUGUGAGCACCCAGCACACCAACAGCCUGCCCAAGUACAAGAAGGUGAAGGAGGCAUGCCAGCAGGCCGAGUUUCAGACGCCCUGCCAGCAGCCAGGACAGAAAUGGCACUGCAUUGAGGACGCGGGUAAGUGGCGUCUAACAAAGUGCAAAGGCAGCCUGAAGGACCAGGGCUCCCGGAAGCGCGCCCGGAGCCUGCGCUCACGCGGCAGCAGCAGCAGCAGUGCCGGUGGUGGCGGUGCCGGUGGAGGAGGUAGCAGCGGGCCCUACGGCAGCCACGAGGAGUGCGACUGCGGCGACCGCCCCUACAAGGCCUCCAAGGCCGAGCGCGGCCGAGGCCGCAGGCAGAUGGGGCCGAGCGGCAGCAGCCAGCGCUACAGGCCGCGUUUUGUCCACACACGUCCAGCCAGGUCCUUGUCUGUAGAGUUUGAGGGGCUGAUCUACGAUGUGGACCUGCAGGCCGACGACAAAGAUGCCCUCAAGCCACGUGCCAUCAGCAAACGCCACUACGAGCCCCAAGAGGACCUCGGCCUGGAGUCAGACGACGGAUCCGAGGAGAUGCUCGCCGAUGACACCAACGCUGUGGGCUACCCCAACUCCCUCAAAGUCACACACAAGUGCUACAUCCUGGUGAACGAUACUGUGCACUGCGAGAGGGAAGUCUACCAGUCGUCCAGAGCCUGGAAAGACCACAAGAGCUACAUUGACCAGGAGAUUGAGGCUCUGCAGGACAAGAUCAAGCACCUGCGGGAGGUCCGGGGUCACCUUAAAAGGAGGCGUCCUGGCGACUGUGACUGCAGCAAGAGGAGCUACUUUAGCAAAGCGCAAAGAAACAAACCUGAGAGGUUGAAGAAAAAGAAUGACCGUCUCCAAACCUUUAAGGAGGCAGUGCAGGAAGUGGACGGUAAGACUCUGUAUAACGAGAUCCGGAGGAAGAAGAAGGAACGGAAGGAGCGGAAGAGGCAGAGGAAGGGGGAUGACUGCAGCAUGCCUGGACUCACCUGCUUCAUCCACAACAAUGACCACUGGCAGACUGCCCCCUUCUGGAACUUGGGGGGAUUCUGUGCCUGCACCAGCUCCAAUAACAACACCUACUGGUGUCUACGCACCAUCAACGACACCCACAACAGCCUAUUCUGUGAGUUUGCCACAGGGUUCCUCGAGUACUUCGACCUGAACAGUGAUCCUUACCAGCUGACCAACACAGUGUUCACGGUGGACAGAGAGGUCCUGAACCAGCUGCACCAGCAGCUGAUGGAGAUGCGCAGCUGUCAGGGUCACAAGCAGUGCAACCCGCGGCCCAAGGGCCUAGACACAGAACACAGCCAGGAUGGGAAGGACGAAAAGGUUAAGCUGCCCAACUUCACAGAGGACUUUAAUUGGCAAGGACUGGCCGAUCUGUACAGUGUAAACGAGACUCUUUACGAGCGGAGGGUUGACUAUCGACCCAGCUCGGACGACUGGACGAACUUUCAGAAGGAUGUAGAUAGUAUGUUUGCACUGCUGAGCAACCUAAAGAGACUAAACCAAACCAAUAAGCUUGACCCUCUGGCUGAGUCGGCCUCUGGGGACGGGGGCCCCAACGACAUCGACGCCAGCGGUGAGGGGCCCGACUCGGUGCAUGGCGACAAGUGGCCCCAUCUGGUCGCGCCCACCACCGUCCCCUCCUCGGCCAAUCCCCCCAGCCACACCCCCAGCGGGGCCCCCCCGGGGCAGGAGCUGAACGAGCUCCCCGAGGCGCCCCAUCAGCCUCCGCCCGCUUCCCCGAGUGGCAGGCCGCCGCCACCGCCGUCGGCCCCCCGGCCGCGGGCCAGCGCCUGGCUCCAGCAGCUGGACGACGAGGACGGCAGCGACGCGGGCUUCAGCGGGAACGGCCUGACGGAGCUGGAGACUCGCCACGAGCACGUCCUGUGGGCCGCCUCCUACCCCAGCCUGCCAGCCGAGCUCCUCCACGACCCGAGUACACUCCACGUGGACCCGCAGACCCACCAGACCCAGCGGAAGGAAGAGGAGGAGGAGGAGGAAGACCUUUUCCAGGCCCAGGGCUACCUGCCCCUGUCCCCACACCCUGCCCAGCCCAGAGACCCUCCAGGAGACGGCCCUGCGGCCCAGCCAGACACUCCCCACGGGGGGCCAACAGAGCCCCCAAAACCCUCUGGGCUGGAACGUCAUGACUCAGAGGGGAGCGGUUUCGCCCCUCUACCCACCAAAAGUGCACUCUGAGGGGAGAGAGGAGUUAGUGGGGUGAUGCAGGCUCCUUGCCAUGAUGCCAGUAAGCUCCAGAGACACUGCAUAUACAGCAAGGCACCCUCCAUUUAAAGAGAGCGCUGGGCUGUUUUCUUAGUUUUUUUGAGUUAGAAAUCGUAUAAUAAGAAAAUCAUAAUGUUAUUAUUAUUGUUUAUUUUUUUACAGGUGCUUCAGUUUAUUAGAAAUCAGUGUUACAUUGUUUUUUUUUAAAUAUAUAUAUAUCUAUUUAGGAAAGAGAAAAAAAACCUUAAUGCAGCUUAAACAUCAUGAAUUUUGAAUUUCAAGUGGAGAAACGUGCAUAAAAUUAUGUUUUUAAUAUAUAUUUUUAUUAAAUAAUAGGUUAAAAACGUGAUGGUGAAACCAUUGCAAUGCAAUACAUCAGGAAAUUAACCCACCAGUUUAAUGUUUGAUGCACUUUUAAUCCUCCACAGCAACAGUUUAGUUUGUGCUGAUGUCAAUUAAAACCUACACUGUGUGAUAGACAAGACCAGUUAUUUACUCUUGCUAGUUUGAGUCAUGGUACUGUCUCAAAGACAAACAAUCUUAGCUGAUAAAGCAUCAGUUGCCAUCAAUACUGCAAAUGGAGGCCCGUUUAAAUGCAUUAAAUUGGGGUAUAGUACAAUUUAUAUAUAUAUUAUUAUUUUUUCUCUUUCUGUUCAUUAGUUAUAAGAGGCACACUUUAGCGCACAGUUUGUUCAGAUAUGUUCUGCUACAGCACACUUUCCUGGUCACGCUUUUGUUAGUAAACACUUGAACUGUCCACCCUGUGCUCCAGAAGUCACAUGGGCUAGGCAGGACUUGAAAUGCAUACGUGGUUCUAUUAUGCAACUUCUUAGAGCUCCACCAGUAUUCUGAAGUGCUUUGAUAAUCAGACAAUGCAUAUGUAGGUUUUGUUAUUUUAAAAGCCAACAGCUGUUUAUAGAGGUACCAUUAAGAAACACUAACACCAAUAAUUUAUGUACAUCCCCUGCAGUAUAGUCAUGCUUGCUUUCAAUGGUUGUUUUUCAGGUUAUCAGUGUCCAUCAGUUUUUUAUUCAUUCUUGAGAAAUACUUGAUAAAACAGCAUUUUUUGCAUUGCAUAAUUUCAAGCAAACCCCCCCC
Messenger RNA from Alosa sapidissima (American shad), 5142 nucleotides. It is a transcript of the gene sulf1, whose product is annotated as sulfatase 1. Gene Ontology annotation, molecular function: N-acetylglucosamine-6-sulfatase activity; glycosaminoglycan binding; calcium ion binding. The coding region runs from base 508 to 4017 and encodes 1169 amino acids. The transcript has 22 exons. Lineage: Eukaryota; Metazoa; Chordata; Actinopteri; Clupeiformes; Clupeidae. Gene Ontology annotation, cellular component: Golgi apparatus; plasma membrane; endoplasmic reticulum. The record is from RefSeq and is a predicted model, not a curated record.